AUUCUUACUCUGGUAUUCGAAGGAGAACAUUGCCGACCUCGAUCUGCAGAAGCUAAGUCAGAUCGAAAACAUGAUUUGGUUCGUUGUUAUGGCUGGCCUGAUCAGCCGCCUUCAAGCAGGAGAAGUUUUGUCAUUCGCUAACUUUGACGGAGAAGACCAGGGCGACCUACUACAUUGCGGUGCUGAAUACAAGCCUGACGGGACAUUUGGCACCGCAGCCUACUUCAACGGCGACACUGGUUACGCCACCAUCCCUAAGCCGGCGAUCACCAAGACCUCAUUCACCAUCACAAUGUUCAUCAAGAUGAAGACAUUUGGAGAGAGGCAGACGCUGAUCGCUGAUUGGAUGAAACCGUGGCAAAUGUUGCUCCAAAUUGAAUCUAAUAAUGAAUUGCGGAUGGUUUUGAGACGUGAUAUCUGCAGCACUGGUUCUCUUGAUGGACAAAACCUUGUCAACCUUCAUGGAGGUAAUGUCAUGGGGAAGCUCAAGAACAGAUGGCAACUAGUUGAAUUCACUUGGGAUCGGGAGGCGAGGACAGGUACUCUCUACCUUAACGGUGAGAAAGUCGCUGAACAGACAGAUACAGCGAACGCCACUGCCGAUGUCCAAGAUAACUAUCACGAGACAUGGGAUGUUGGGCUGAAGCGAGACCAAUGUGAUGGCAUGGUCUUCCAUGGGUGGAUGGCAAGAGUGGUCGUCUCUGAGGGGGUACAGAGAAUGGAGAUAUUCGACAAUAACCCUUCAAAGAGUAUCAACCUUGCUCUGGGAAGACCUGCUUACCAGAUCGAUAGCUAUUCAAGCUAUGAAGCGUCUGGACCGCAGAAAGCCGUGGAUGGUAAUCAUGCCAACAAGUGGAGAGCGAAGAGCUGUGCAGGCACCAGAUAUUCCGAGAUGGACGCCCAAAGAAACCAGCCAGUCAAGCAAACCAACUGGUUGGCAGUGGAACUAGACCGCGCCUACCCGAUUACUCUGGUCAGGCUACAGAACAGGGGCGACUGUUGCGGAGAGAGACUGGCUGAUUUUGAUAUUGUUGUAACCAAUGUACUCCCUACUUCCGGUCAGGAUUUUAAGAAGGGAAGUGACUACAACAAUGGUCAGAUAUGCUAUCAUAAGACAGGGCAGGUUAGCCAAGGCGCGAGGGAGGAAUUCGUGUGCACCACAGUUCUGACUGGGAAGUAUGUCGUGGUGGUUAAGGCUAGGGAGACUCAGCUAACACUAUGUGAGGUUGAGGUAUAUCAAGGGGUCGAUGUGACAUCUGGCAUAGGAUCUUGUUAUAGCCCUCAUAAUGGUGAAUGCAGACUAAGCUGGAGAGAAAACAUUGUAUCGUUAUCAGGGAAGACGGUGGAACAAUGUAAGGCAGAAUGCACCCAUACAUACCUUGAAUGUAAAUCGUUCAAUGUACGCCCUGGCAGUUGUGACCUGAAACGUGCUACCUGUCCCACCGGCACGCUAUUUAGAGUAACUGACACUUCACGGCUCUACUAUUCCAAGAAUAGCUGCACGGACAUUGGUACUGGAGCAACAACAGCAGUGAAACCUCCAGUUAACAGCAAUGGCAACCUAGCGCUUGGCAAAACGGCAUGGCAGUUAGGAACGACAAGUGGAGGAGUUGCGAGUAGGGCAGUUGAUGGGAACACCAAUGGUGUAUUUAAUAGAGGCACGUGUACCCAUACGAGCAGUGAUAUGAGGGCUAAAAAUCAAGGCACCAAGAACUGGUGGGCAGUUGACCUUGAGAAGGAAACCAAGGUUAAACGCGUCAUACUGUACAAUCGCGCGGACUGCUGCGGCGACCGGCUUGCUGAUUUUGACGUUGUAGUGACCAAUGCCAAGCCCUCUGAAGGAAAGAAACUCGAAUACAACGCCGCGACGGACAUCUGCAGUCAUCAAAGUGGCAAAAUAGGGGCAUCCAAGUCGUUUACCUGCAGUGACGGCGGUCUUACCGGCAGAUAUGUGGCGGUCGUAAUCAGCAGAAAACAAAUCCUUACAUUAUGUGAAGCUGAGGUAUUCGACAACUGAAUGAGUCCAACAAUCGACCGAUGGCGGCGAUGGCGCAUGAGAUGAUACGUGACUGAUGCGGACCAUCAGCAGAACGCGGACCUUUAAGGAGAUAUCUAUGAUCGAGAUCAACCGACUUAUAUAGAUAGCCAGAUGGAUUGUAUAAUUUGGUCGAUCUCGGCAUCUGAAUACAUCAUUCGGAACCAUAGAACUAUGAAAUAGCCUAUCACUAAAAUACGUCGUCUUCAAGGAUAUCGUAUAUCUGAUAAUCACAAUGUAACGUAUAGUAAGCGAUUAAACAUAGACAGCUUCA
Molecule: messenger RNA, 2309 nt
Organism: Lineus longissimus
Lineage: Eukaryota; Metazoa; Nemertea; Pilidiophora; Heteronemertea; Lineidae
Exons: 11
Coding region: 71-2017 (648 amino acids)
Source: RefSeq, a predicted model, not a curated record